AUGUUGGACAUCAGAGAUCCCGUGGUAUUGGAGAAGCGAGGGACCGAACUCGAUGGACGGGACAUGUACCGUAUGGGCAAGCCGCCUCAACUCAGGCGUACCUUCCGCUUCUCCUCCAUCUUCGGCUAUUCUGUUGUCCUUGGAGCGACAUGGGAAUUCUCACUGGUCAUCGUUGCCCUUUCACUUAUGAAUGGAGGAACUGCAGGUGGAAUUUGGAUUUUCCUCGCAGUAUGUGUGGGGAUGUUCUUCGUCGUGCUUUCUAUGGCUGAGAUGGCUUCUAUGGCACCAACUGCGGGAGGCCAGUAUCAUUGGGUCUCCGAAUUUGCGCCUCCCAAACAUCAGAAAUUUCUCAGCUAUCUUGUUGGGUGGUUUGCUGUAAUCGGUUGGCAAGCAGCUAUGGCCAGCAUCGCAUUUGCAUGUGCCCAACAAUUUGAAGGUCUCAUCGCCUUGAACUUACCGAAUUAUGUGAUCCAAGGAUGGCACGGAACACUUCUCAGCAUCGGCGUCGUGAUAUUUGCCAUCAUUUGGAAUACCAUUUUGGUCAGGAAACUUCCUUUGCUCGAAGGCGUCAUCGUGAUUCUUCACGUAUUCGGCUUCUUCGCAUUCAUCGUGGUCCUCUGGGUGAUGGCUCCGCGAUCAGAUCCGAAAGUUGUCUGGACCGACUUUCAAGAUAACGGCAACUGGGGCAAUAUCGGGCUCUCUUGCUUGGUUGGCAUGACGGGUCCUGUGAUCACACUGAUCGGAGCAGACUCGGCGUGCCACUUGUCAGAAGAGCUGAAAGAUGCAGCUUGGGUUCUUCCUAGAUCCAUGGUUGCCACAGCUCUUGUCAACUAUGUCAUGGCAUUCGUGAUGACUGUCACUGUUAUGUCUACGCUAGGAGACGUGGACAGUAUUCUCAGUACAACUACUGGCCAACCCUACAUUCAGGUGGUAUUGAAUGCGACCCAAUCUCGCGCUGGGACGUCAGUCAUGACUGCACUCGUUGCCGUACUGUUGCUCUUCGCAGCAGUGAAUCUAGUGACAACUUCAUCUCGUCAACUAUUCGCUUUUGCCCGUGACAAAGGGUUACCAUUCUCGAACACGCUUGGUUAUGUGCGCCCUGGCUGGGACAUUCCUCUCAAUGCUGUCCUCACCACGUUGGCCAUCACGACUGCAAUCAGUCUGAUCAUCAUUGGCUCAAGCAUUGCGUUUAAUGUUAUUGUAUCGAUUGGCCAAGUUGGCACUGUUGCAUCCUAUAUCGUCGCCAUUGCAUGUAUAGCAAGGAAACGAAUAGUCAAGGAACCUCUGCUUCCAUCAAGAUUCAAUCUCGGCAAAGCAGGGUUGGCUAUCAACCUCAUCGCCUUGGCUUUCCUGACGCUGGCUUUCGUUUUUCCUUUCUUCCCGGCACAAUCACAUCCGGAUGCUGCGGAGAUGAACUGGAAUAUUCUUGUUACGGGAUUCACGAUGGCAAUUUCCAUGGUAUACUAUGUUUUCAGAGCGCGAUUCACGUAUCGGGGACCAGUGGAAUAUGUCAAGCAACUUUGA
Molecule: messenger RNA, 1524 nt
Organism: Mollisia scopiformis
Lineage: Eukaryota; Fungi; Ascomycota; Leotiomycetes; Helotiales; Mollisiaceae
Product: amino acid transporter
Exons: 6
Coding region: 1-1524 (507 amino acids)
Biological process (GO): transmembrane transport
Cellular component (GO): membrane
Molecular function (GO): transmembrane transporter activity
Source: RefSeq, a predicted model, not a curated record